GGACCGCAAGAAACCCAAAGCCCGCCCACCGCGCAAUAAAUGAGAGGUUGGCACGGCCAAUCAAAACAGAGAUUAGAGAAAGCGCUCCUGCUCCGAGGAUUCUGAACGAGAAGCCCGGACUGUCGGAGGAACAUCAUCAGUGAAUGCCGGCCGUGCAACUUUAAGGAACCUGGAGAGCUGAAAAUCCCCUCCGUAGAAGUCCGAUGAAAGAAAUUAGACCUUUGGAUCAGUUUUGGAAACUUUGUAAAGUUUCAUCAGGAGAAAACUGGUUUUCAUAACUGAAAGAUUUUUCAUCCAGCACAUAUUUUGGCCUUGAUAUUGCAUCCUUUUUUUUGCUUUUAUUUAUUAAUUAUUUCACAACUGCAAUCAUGGGAGCAGCUGGUUAUGGAUAUUACCGCACAGUUAUAUUCAUUUCAAUGUUUGUGGGGUACAUGCUGUAUUACUUCAACCGAAAGACUUUCUCCUUUCUGAUGCCAUCAGUGAUGGAGGAGAUUGAUCUGGAUAAAGAGGAGCUUGGGCUGAUCACCAGCAGUCAGACCCUGGCCUACGCUAUCAGUAAGUUUAUCAGUGGAGUGCUUUCGGACAAGUUCAGCGCCCGCUGGCUCUUCUCCAUCGGGCUCUUCAUUGUGGGUGCCAUAAACAUCGCCUUUUCCUGGUCGUCCACUGUCAUGCUGUUUACUGUGCUUUGGUUUGUGAACGGGUUCGGUCAGGGUUUCGGGUGGCCACCAUGUGGAAAGGUGCUUCGUAAGUGGUUUGAACCGUCUCAGUUUGGGACAUGGUGGGCCAUCUUGUGCUGCAGUAUGAACCUGGCAGGUAGUCUGGGACCCAUCAUCACUACAGUGUUGGUUCAGUACUAUAAUUGGAGAAUCAUCAUGUCCGUGUCUGGGAUGAUCUGCAUGACUAUCUCUGUCGUUUGUCUUCUGACGGUGAAGAACGAACCCAGUGAUGUGGGGUUGCCCAAUAUUGAGGCUGGUGCUAAAAAGGGCAAAGGCAAAAAGGGAGGCCCUAAUGAUGAAAGCAGUCUAAAAGAGUUCCUGCUGUCUCCUUAUCUUUGGGUGCUGUCUGCGGGCUACCUGGUUGUGUUUGGGGUAAAGAUCGCCUGCACUGACUGGGGUCAGCUGUUCCUCAUGCAGGAAAAAGGCCAGUCUGCUAUGAUGGGCAGCUCAUACAUGAGUGCCCUGGAAGUUGGUGGGUUUUUUGGCAGCAUUGGAGCUGGUUAUCUGUCUGACAGGGCUGUGGCUAGGCAAGGGCUGGGUACCUAUGGCAAUCCUCGCCAUGGGCUACUCCUGAUGAUGAUGGCAGGCAUGGCUGUAUCCAUGUACCUAUUCCGGGUUACCAUCACACCAGAGACCCCAGAGGAAGCACCGCUAUGGGCUUUAGCACUCCAUCCAGUUGCAAUCCUCACUGGUGUCUCAGAGAAAGAGCUUUGGAUUUUGAUUCUUGGUGCUGCAUUUGGAUUUUCCUCCUAUGGACCAAUUGCUUUGUUUGGGGUGAUUGCAAGUGAAAGCGCCCCGUCCAAUUACUGUGGGACAUCACAUGCCAUUGUAGCUCUGAUGGCAAAUGUUGGUGCAUUCAUUGCUGGCCUGCCAUUCAGCACCAUUGCCAAACGCUACAGUUGGGACACUGCAUUCUGGGUAGCAGAGGUUGCCUGCGCUAUAACAACAGUUUGUUUCUUCUUUGUGCGUAACAUGCGCACAAAAAUGGGCCAUGUGCCUAAAAAGAUGGACUAAUCCUCUUAAUAAAUAUGAUCCAAUCAGAGAGCCCUGCCAAUGUGCCAGUACUCAGUUAGGACAUCUGUACUUAAAGGGAUAGUCCACCAAAAAAAUUAAACAUUCUGUCAUUAUUUACUCACCCUCGUGUCAUCUAAACUUGUGGAAUUCUAAAUAAGAUAUUUUAAAGAAUUUUGUUUGAUUUGAUUGUAUUUUUGGUCCAUACCAAGAACGUUUUGGAAAAAUAUGAGGGUGAACAAAUGAUAAAAGAUUUUUCAUAUUUUGAUGGACUAUCCCUUUAAGGAACUGUUUUAAUGUCAGUGUUACUGUUGUAAAAAAUUAUAUUUUUAACUUACAUUUUGAUUACCUUCAGUAUCAUAUUAAUAAUUUUUUCGUCCGCAAUAUCAUGACAUUCACACACUUAACAGAUAAAGUGUCUCUGAUGUACAUCUCUGAGAAGAACAUAAUUGGUAUUACUGAAAGAACAGAAAUGUUUACACACUUCUUAAAUAUAUAAAGUUGUUUACUUUCUUAGAAGAACUUAACAAGACUUAUUUUACAUGAAUGUUGUUUCACUUGCCACAAGCUUUUUGAGCUUGUUCAUUUUGUUUUGUUAAGUAACAGCUUUAAAGAUUGAGUUAUGUGCUGAAUUGAGGAUCCUCUCUUUCCAGGGUACAGACUGUCUUAUGUAGACACACGUUGUUCUUUUGCACUUUAGAUAUCUGUACUUUUGCUUUCAGUAUAACAGUAAAAAUUCAUUUUAAUUUAAUACAAAUCACAGCAUAAUUUAUGAUGUAUAAAGGUGUAAAAAAUGUAGCAUAAAAGGUUACUGUAACUAA
This is a messenger RNA of Carassius gibelio (silver crucian carp), 2548 nucleotides long. RefSeq names its product solute carrier family 37 member 4b (gene slc37a4b). Lineage: Eukaryota; Metazoa; Chordata; Actinopteri; Cypriniformes; Cyprinidae. Gene Ontology annotation, cellular component: endoplasmic reticulum membrane. Gene Ontology annotation, biological process: glucose-6-phosphate transport; phosphate ion transmembrane transport. The coding region runs from base 369 to 1730 and encodes 453 amino acids. Gene Ontology annotation, molecular function: glucose 6-phosphate:phosphate antiporter activity. The transcript has 10 exons. The record is from RefSeq and is a predicted model, not a curated record.